AUGGAUCCACAUGGGCCAGCGAUGAUGGGCGGCGGGGGAGGAGUCUACGGCUACGCCGAGAUCUGGUCUGGUUUUCAGGUGAACUCCAAUGCGACGCCGUAUGGGUUGGGCAUGGAUCCAAUGGUGAUGGACCAUGGAUCGGACCAUGGACCAACCAAUCACGGCUCGAGGAAGAGGAAGGAUGAAGACGACGAGAUGUGCGCCAAAGGAGGAGCUUCGACCAGCAACAGCAACGGCAACGGCGGCGAUAAUAAUUUUCCGAAUGGAAGUGAUGGUAAAAGGCCGAAGGCAAUGGAGUCGAACGAAAACAAUAUAGAAAAUGAGAAAACUUCAGACAAGGGUACCAAAAAACCUUCGAAGCCAGCUGAACAACCUAAGCAAGACUAUAUUCAUGUUCGGGCCAGAAGAGGUCAGGCUACCGAUAGCCACAGCUUAGCCGAAAGAGCCCGGAGAGAAAAGAUCAGUGAAAGGAUGAAGAUUCUCCAGGAUUUAGUUCCUGGUUGUAAUAAAGUUAUCGGCAAAGCUCUUGUGCUGGAUGAGAUUAUUAAUUAUAUUCAAUCGUUACAGCGCCAAGUUGAGUUUUUAUCGAUGAAGCUCGAAGCAGUAAAUGCAAGAGAGACCAUUGAUGGAUAUCAUUCUAAAGACCAACCGUUUGAGGUUCCCGGCAUAGCUUUCGGUUCCCAAAGCGCACGUGAAUACAAUAGGGACUCGUCUCCGGAUUGGCUACACAUGCAGAUUGGUGGUAGCUUCGAAAGGAUGUCGUGA
This is a messenger RNA of Striga hermonthica, 765 nucleotides long. Lineage: Eukaryota; Viridiplantae; Streptophyta; Magnoliopsida; Lamiales; Orobanchaceae. The record is from the annotation of a GenBank genome assembly.